Messenger RNA from Colletotrichum orchidophilum, 7113 nucleotides. RefSeq lists its product as uncharacterized. NCBI's taxonomy places the organism in Eukaryota, Fungi, Ascomycota, Sordariomycetes, Glomerellales, Glomerellaceae. The coding region runs from base 1 to 7113 and encodes 2370 amino acids. Gene Ontology annotation, biological process: fatty acid biosynthetic process; secondary metabolite biosynthetic process. The record is from RefSeq and is a predicted model, not a curated record. The transcript has 5 exons. Gene Ontology annotation, molecular function: 3-oxoacyl-[acyl-carrier-protein] synthase activity; oxidoreductase activity; fatty acid synthase activity.
AUGCCGCAUUUCCAUGAGUCAUCUUCGAGCGCCUCGGACGCAGAUCCCGAGUUCGACCCCCAAGGGGCCCAUCAGCGCAUCGUCAGCGAUGAUGAGUACGCCGCCUCUUCGUCCGCUGAGCUGCCCCUGAGCCAGCAACUAGAGCCAAUCGCAGUUGUUGGAAUGGGAUGCCGCCUUCCCGGCGAUGUCAGCUCUCCAUCUGACUUCUGGAAGUUGAUGAUGGACAAGCGCAGUGGCCAGACUCCCAAAGUCCCCCCGUCUAGGUUCAAUAUCGACGCCCAUUUUCAUGCAGACAAUGACCGCCCUGGAAGCUUUGGUGUCCUUGGAGGCUACUUCCUCAACGAGACUCUGCAAGAGUUUGAUCCGGCUUUCUUCGGCAUCACCCCAGUCGAGGCCACAUGGAUGGAUCCACAGCAGAGGAAGCUGCUGGAGGUAGUCUACGAAGCCUUCGAGUCAGCAGGCCUGACCCUGGACCAGCUCUCCGGAUCGGAUACGGCUUGUUUCAUGGCCACCUUUACGGCAGACUUCCAGCAAAUGUCCUUCAAGGAGCCCUCGUUCCGCCAUAGCCUCGCAGCCACCGGCGUAGAUCCCGGCUUGUUGAGCAACAGAGUCAGCCACGUCUUCAACCUCCGCGGUCCCAGUAUCGUUGUCAACACGGCUUGUUCAUCGUCCGUCUACGCCCUGCACAAUGCGUGCAACGCCCUGCGGACGCACGAGUGUUCCGCCGCUGUGGUUGGCGGCAGCAAUCUCAUUUUGACGGUCGACCAGCACAUGAAUACCGCCAAGCUAGGCGUGCUCUCGCCGACGUCGACGUGCCACACUUUUAAUAGCUACGCGAACGGGUACGGACGUGCUGAAGGUGUCGGGGCGAUUUACCUGAAGCGACUGAGCGAUGCCAUCAGGGACGGCGACCCUAUCCGCGGCGUUAUUCGCUCCAGCGCCACGAACAAUAACGGAAAGGCCCCUGCCGUGGGCAUCACCUAUCCCGGUUUUGACGGGCAGAGGAACGUUAUGCGACAUGCGUACAAGCGUGGUGGUUUGGAUCCUAUGCUCACAGGAUACUUUGAGUGCCACGGAACGGGGACGGCGAUUGGAGAUCCGCUGGAAGUUCACGCCGUCUCUGAUGUUAUGAACGGUACUCGGACUGAGGCUGAUGGGCCGCUGCAUAUCGGCGCGGUAAAGACCAAUAUUGGGCACAGCGAGGCGGCCAGCGGGUUGUCUGCCGUCAUCAAAGCCAUCCUGAUAGUGGAGAGGGGAAUCAUCCCUCCUACGCGAGGAGUGACUGAACUCAAUCCAAAGAUUGAUUGGAAAGGUUGGCAGGUCAAUGUCCCCACGGAUCCUACGCCCUUUCCAAAGCGCUUGGCGGUUACCAGAGUCAGUGUCAACUCUUUUGGAUACGGCGGCACAAAUGCGCAUACCAUAGUUGAGAGCCCCAAAUCCUUACUGGUUUCACCCCAAAGCUACAAGUAUUCGAUGCCUGGAACCACAACGAAAGGCAAGUUGGCGCGUGGGGCGGUGAACCGCAACAGACCAUACCUAUUGGUCUUCUCUGCUCAUGAAGCGGGUGCACUCAAGAGAAAUCUUGCGGCUCUUGGCAAGGUCGCUGCAGAAUACAGCCUGCUCGACCUAUCCCACACGCUCGCCAACCACCGUACACGCUUCCAGAGCAAAGGAAUGGUAGUCACGACGCCGGCUACCCUUCACGGAACCUUCGUCAGUGGCACUCCCGACCUUGUUCUCGCAGACAAGAAGGAGACAGCCCGUACGCUCGGCUUCGCCUUCACCGGCCAGGGCGCGCAGUGGGCUCGUAUGGGUUCCCAGUUGAUGACGUAUUACCCGACCUUCCUCAUGUCAAUCCGACGUAUGGACAUGGUGCUGGAAGACCUUGACGACGCCCCUUCUUGGACUCUGGAAGAGGCUCUCCUCGAGGACCCGGCCGUCUCUCGAGUUAGCCAAGCUGAGUUUUCUCAGCCGCUAUGCACCGCCAUUCAAGUCGCCCUGGUCCAGCUCCUUCGUCUGUGGGGUAUCAAGCCUUCGGUGACUCUUGGCCACUCGUCUGGCGAGAUUGGAGCUGCCUUCGCAGCCGGUUACCUGUCCGAGUCGGAAGCCAUAUUGAUGGCGUACUACCGCGGGCAAGUCGUGAAGGAUAUCGACUCGGCUGGCGCCAUGAUGGCCGUUGGCCUCGGCGCAGAGGCUGUGGCGCCGUAUCUCGAGGCGUACCAGCCUGAGGUUGUGAUUGCUUGUCACAACUCGCCGUCUGGCGUCACUUUGAGUGGUAAUGUCGAUGCCUUGAAGAUGAUUGAAGGAACCUUGCAGGCAGAGGGUGUAUUUGCCCGGCUAGUCAAGACAAACGGCAAGGCAUAUCACUCACGUCACAUGUUACCAGCCGUCGAGAAGUACGAGCACCUCAUCCGCAAAGCCAGGCAGACCAGCCUUACCCGGCUUGUGUCUGAAAAGGCAAAGAUGGUGUCAUCGGUCACCAACUCUGUGCUGCCCGAGGACGCAGUGCUUGACGAGAAGUAUUGGAGUGCCAACCUCGUCAGUCCAGUCCUCUUCAAUCAGGCAGUGCAGACAGCCCUCACGAACAAGGACCUUCCCGCCAUCGACAUCUUGAUUGAGAUUGGACCUCACUCGGCUCUUUCAGGACCCAUUCGACAGAUCAAGACUGAGCUGAAGGCCGAAAAACUGCAGUACCUGCCGACUCUCAUACGCGGCUCACGAUGCGCCGAGCAGGUCCUCAAGCUGGCUGGCGAGCUGUUCCUGCGCAACUACCCCCUUGAUCUCGCAACAGUAACGGCUAUUGAGGAGGUGUACCCGUCGGGCAAGAUCAUUCCACGAAAGGGUAACCUCAUUGUGGACUUGCCGCCUUAUCAAUGGGACAAGACGAAGAAGUUCUGGGCCGAGUCACGCGAGAGCAGAGAGCACCGCUCUCCACGCUUCCCGCGACACGACAUCCUGGGCCAGUUGACGGUCGGCGGGUCCUUGGCUGAGCCAACGUGGCGCAACAUCUUGCGCAUCAAGGAUCUCCCCUGGCUCCAGGACCACUCGCUCGGAGGGGAGGCCGUCUUCCCCGCUGCCGGGUAUCUUUCCAUGGCCAUGGAAGCCGUAACUCAGAUCAACGAGAUGUCCGAGAGUCAGGUCAGCGUCGACUCUUACGUGUUCCGGGAUGUCGCCAUUCAGCAGGCUUUGGUGACUCCUGACGACGAUAACGGCAUCGAGGUCCUCCUGAACAUGCGCCCCUCGAAGCUCGGCAGCGACGAAGCUGGCAAGAAGUGGUGGGACUUCAACGUCUCAUCCGUGUCGUCAGAAGGGCACCGUAAGAAUCACAUGGCGGGAAGCAUCAGCAUCAACACGGACCGGCGCAGAGCCGUCGCAAAACAGGUGCCCAACCUGCCGCAGCGUGCCUCUGGCAAACUCUGGAAUCAGGCCUUGAAGCAGGUCGGCUUCAACUACGGCCCGACGUUCCAAGAUAUGGACAACAUCACAUUUGACGGGACCACGUACUGCGCACACGCCACGACGAACAUAAAGACCGCCGUGAUGAAGAACGAGUCACGCCACGUUCUUCACCCAGCCAUCCUCGACUCGUGUCUACAGCUCAUGAUUGUCGCCAUCUGGGCUGGCCGCGCUGGCGCGAUGCGGUUUGGUGCUGUGCCUGUCCGCGCCGAAGAGAUUGUCAUCUGGAAGCCCAGGGCUGCGCAGUCGGCUGAGGGUGCCAGCGCCACUGCCUUCUCCUGGAUCGACCCGCGCGGUCAAAGGCUCUUCAAUGCCCACAACCAACUUGUGGCAGCGGAUGGGCAGGUUUUGAUGGAGAUCCGGAGCAUGCGCUGUACCGCGUACGAAGCUGCAAUUCCGCAGCGACUGGAAGCACCGGUGCAUCCGCAGCCGUACUCACAGAUCGUCUCCAAGCCGGAUGUCUCAUGGCUGCGUGGUGCUCAGAAGGAUCUAGACGUUGUCGAUUUUGUCGAGCUUGCCGAAUUCAAGACGCCCGGUCUGAAGGUGCUUACCACGGACACAACUAUCGCGGCUUCUCUGAUGGACCGGCUUCCCGGUCUAUAUUUGACAGUCCUCGCCAAUGGCUCCGGCGGAGACGAGGUCGAAUCAAAGUUGAGCCAGUUCAAGACAGUUUCCUUCGAGAAGCUGGAAUGGAACGCGAACUCGGCGGCUGAGUCUUUGGGAAAGAUGCAGCACGCGUUUGACCUCAUCAUCGCCCCUGACACCUCCCGCGAAACGCUACCUCUUGUUUCCGAGCUCCUAAACGACGGUGGAAAAGCCAUCUUGGGAGGUUACCAGCCCGUCACUGAUCAAGAUCUGAAAGUUUCCGGCUUCUCGGGCUCUGAUAUUUCCUUGAAGAACGCUGCCAUUGUUACGUCGAGGAUCAAGGAGACCCAAAAUUUCGCAUUGGCGCCUAUUCAAAUCUUGUACCAUGCUCCUUUGACAGAACAAGUCACUCUGCUGCAGACGAAUCUUGAGAGACUGGGCUACAAAGUUGAGACCUCCAAGCUGGGAGAUCCUCGUCCCCUAGGCCCCAACGUCAUCAUGCUGGCGGAUCUGGAACGACCGCUGGUGAGCGAGGUGUCGGAAGCAGAGUUCAUCCAUCUCCAAAAGACCCUGAGCGAGGCCUCUAACGUUUUAUGGGUAUCCAGUGGUGGUCUGUCCGAUGACAGCGUGGUGCCCGAGUUCGCAAUGACCCGCGGGCUCUUACGGUCGCUACGGUCUGAGCGUGCUUCCCUGAAAGCAACCAUAGUCGACUUUGCCCCCAGCGAUAUUGUUUCUGAGAAUUUCGUGUCUACGGUUGCUUCCCUGGCGAUCGGGCUGUUUGAGAACGAAAUGCAGCUGGAGACCGAGUACCUUGCUCGCAAUGGCCAAUUUUUCAUCAGCCGCCUGGUCUCAUCAGACAGGAUCAAUCAGAUACAUGGACAUGUCAGCGGAGAGACACAACCACUGCCUUUUGCUCCUGAAGCCAGACUAGGAGGCAGGGUUGAGUCUGGCAGAGUGGUGUUCGAAGUCGACCAUCUCGACUCGGAGGCGCUCCAGCCACAUGAGAUUGAGUUCCGUUCCCUGGCGACGGGUCUGAAUAGCGAAGAUCAGGCCGUGGUAGCGGGCGCCUCUUUCGAGACCGAUUUUAGCCACGAAGCUUCCGGUACGGUUACUCAGGUUGGAGCCGCUGUGACAAAGGUAUCUGUCGGUGAUCAUGUUGUUGCCUUCAGUUCGGACAAGUUUUCCAACUAUCAGCGUGUGCAAGACCACUUGGUGCAGAAGCUCGAUGAUUCGGAAUCCUUCACAACCAUGGCCAGUCUUCCUAUGCAUUACGGCGCCGCUCUGUAUGGACUUCAGAACUUGGCAAGGCUUCAGGCUGGAGAGUCAGUCUUGGUUCUUCCUGGAUCUGGACAACUUGGAGCAGCCGCCAUCAAGAUCGCACAGGCUCUAGGCGGUUUUCCGUACGUUGCUGUGCGCGACUCAACCGAGGCUGAGAACGUAGCGUCGACGUUCGCCCUGCCAAGCGAGCAGAUACUUCUCGACUACUCUCCCCAACUGCUAUUUGACAACGAGAUCGAUGUGGUCUUCUCAGGCAGCUCGACCGAGCCAACGGCGGCACGAGAGGCAUGGAGGAAUCUGCCAGCUUUCGCUCGAUUCGUGAGCUGCGGCACUGACGUACCGACCUCGUUCAUCGACGCUGUCCCGACAACUCGAGGAGCGAUCUUCCUUUCCAUCAAUCCGGUGGGGCUCUUCAAGAAGCCUCGCAUACUAGGCCAGCUCCUCGAGCAGAUCGUCGCACUCUUCCGCCAGGGCUCGAUCUCUGCUCCGCCGCUGGCCAUCCGCAACAUUGCCGAGCUCAACGAGAGUGUUGCCACCUUCUCAGACUCCCUCUGCGGCCCCAAGACUGUCGUCACACACGAAGCAGGAGAGGGCGUGGUGGAUGUAGUACGAACCCGGCCGCAUUUGCGACUACACCCGGACGCGACGUAUCUUCUCGUUGGAUGUCUCGGAGGUCUCGGACGUAGCCUCACAUCGUGGAUGAUGAAGCGUGGAGCGCGUAACUUUGCCUUCUUGUCGCGAUCUGGCACCGACUCUGAGCAGGCUGCCAUCUUGGUCGGCGAUUUGAAAGCUCGAGGCGCCAGCGUGCUGGUUUUCAGGGGCGAUGCUGCGGUCAAGGAAGACGUGGAGAAAGCAGUGGCCUCGAUUCCGGUGGGCCGACCUAUUCGUGGUAUUGUGAAUGCCGCAAUGGUCUUACGAGAUGGUCUAUUCCAGAACAUGUCAUACGAAAACUGGACAACUUCUGUUCGGCCAAAGGUUCUUGGCAGUAAGAACCUUCACGAAGUGACUGCAGAUCUGCCUCUCGACUUCUUCCUCAUGACGAGCUCUGUCUCUGGCAUUCUAGGAACGCCAGCCCAGUCUAAUUACGCCGCAGCCAACUCCUACAUGGAUGCGCUGGCCCGUCUACGCCGGUCUCAAGGCAAACCUGCCUGCGCCGUGAUCCUCCCCAUGGUUCUCGGCGUCGGCGUCGUAGCUCAAAACCUCGAGCUCGAAGACUCUCUCAAGCGCAAGGGCAUGUACGGCAUCGACGAGGAGGCACUUCUGGAUUCCUUCGAGGUCGCCAUUCUCGAGCAGCAACAACAACAGAGCGCGGCAUUUGACCACCUCGUCAUUGGCCUCGACCCUGCGGAGCUAUACAAGACAAGUCGCGAGGCUGUGGGCGAGGUGGACGCAUUCUGGGCCGCUGACCCGCGUUUCUCGGCCCUCGUGCACGCCAUGCAGGCGUGCGGCGGCGGCAGCCAGGGAGCCGGCGGCGACGAUGCCGGCUCCAUCUUGACGCGGGUCAAUGUCGCUGGGGAGGAGUCGCCGGCCAAGGCGGCCGGGCUGGUGCGCGACCAUUUUGUUGCCAAGCUGGCGCGCGUGCUGCUGGUGGACGAGGCGGAGUUUGGGGACGAGGAGAGCGGGCGAUCCAUUGCGAGCUAUGGGAUCGAUAGCAUGAUUGGCGCCGAGCUUCGGAACUGGAUUUUCAAGGAGCUGGCGCUUGAUAUUGCUUUCCAGCAGCUUUUGAGCCCUUCACUUACGAUUUCCAAGUUUGCGGAGCUGGUUUGUGUUACUCAGGGGAUUCUCGUUGAGUAA